GGAGUGCAACACCUCUCGACAACCUGGUCGCUGGUUUCAGACUUGUAAUACAUAAGCUGCAUCGCAAUGAGCUUGAUGAUUGCCGCAGGCCCUGCAGUGCACAGCCGCUCGGGUUUGUGCAAGCGACUCACACUCGCCAAACCGCACUCAUCGCGGCGACGCUGCGCUCUACGCGUCAUGGCCGCGACCGGGGAGGCAGCAAAGCCCAGAGUGGUCAUCUGCGGCGGCGGCAUCAUCGGCGCCGCCACCGCCUACUACCUGGCGCGCACGGGCGGCCCUGAAGUGGCCCGCCGCGUGAUGGUGGUGGAGCGGGAGGCGCCGGCGUGCGCGGCGUCCGGCAAGGCGGGCGGCUUCCUGGCCCUGGACUGGAACGACUCCUCGCCCGUGGGCCCGCUAGCGCGCCUGUCGUACCGCCUGCACCCGCAGCUGGCGGCGGAGCUGCGGGAGCAGCUGGGGAGAGACGUGGGGUACCGCACCGUGCACACGUGGCAGGUGGUGGGCGUGGAGGCGGUGCCGGCCGGCGCCAAGGGCGGGCGGCUCCGCGGCAGUGAGGCGCUGCCGGACUGGGUGGACGGCAACGUGAUGGGAUCCAGCGAGAUGGGCGACACAGACUCCACAGCGCAGGUCCACCCGGCGCUGCUGACGCGCGCGCUGCUGGACGGCGCGGUGGCGGCGGGCGCGCGCCUGGUCACUGGCUGUGUGCAGGGGCUGCAGCUGGAGGCGGCGGGGGCGGAGGAGCAGGGGCGGCGGGUCACAGGUGUGGUGGUGGACGGCGAGGUGCUGCCGGCUGACGUGGCGGUGGUGGCGAUGGGCCCUUGGUCCGACGCCGCCCGCGCCUGGCUGGAGGGAGCGGCCGCGCCCGGGGCCGUGCCGCACAUCACCGGGCAAAAGUACCACAGCGUGGUGUUGCGGCCCGAGCAACCCGUCACCAACCACAUGCUGUUCACCGGAUUCAAAUACGCAUCAGGCCGUACGGUUGAACCCGAGGUGUAUCCGCGCCCCGACGGCACCGUGUAUGUCUGUGGGGAGCCGCAGGCUCUGCCGGUGCCGCCCAGUCCGGCCGAGGUGGUGGUGGAGGGACAGCUCAUCGACAACAUCCGCCGAGUGGCGGGCAGCCUGGCGUCCUGUCUCAAAGAGGCCCCAGUGGAGGCGCAGCAGGCCUGCUACCUGCCGUGCGCGCCGGACUCGCUGCCUGUGAUAGGGCCGGUGCCAGGCGUGGCCGGCGCGUUCCUUGCCACGGGCCACACCUGCUGGGGCAUCCUGAAUGCCCCCGCCACGGGGCUGGUGAUGGCGGAGAUGAUUCUGGAGGGGAAGGCGAAGAGCGUGGACGUGCGGCCGUUUGCGCCGGCGCGCUUCGUGCGUGGCGCCGCGGGGGCGGGGGCGCGGCGGUAGGCGCCGAUGUGGCUUUGGGGAAGCCGGAGGAUGAGGAGACGAUGCCGAGUAAUGCUAGCAAGGCCACCAACGGCCAUCGUUAUUAGAUGCUUACUGUCAUAUCUACGCACAUUCUCCACGCGAUUCCUGUAAAGCUGCGCAACC
Messenger RNA from Chlamydomonas reinhardtii, 1536 nucleotides. RefSeq lists its product as uncharacterized. The transcript is spliced from 13 exons. The record is from RefSeq and is a predicted model, not a curated record. Gene Ontology annotation, cellular component: cytoplasm. Gene Ontology annotation, molecular function: oxidoreductase activity. NCBI's taxonomy places the organism in Eukaryota, Viridiplantae, Chlorophyta, Chlorophyceae, Chlamydomonadales, Chlamydomonadaceae. Bases 178 to 1392 code for a protein of 404 amino acids.